Messenger RNA from Gigantopelta aegis, 870 nucleotides. RefSeq names its product tigger transposable element-derived protein 6-like. Gene Ontology annotation, molecular function: DNA binding. The transcript has a single exon. The record is from RefSeq and is a predicted model, not a curated record. Lineage: Eukaryota; Metazoa; Mollusca; Gastropoda; Neomphalida; Peltospiridae. Gene Ontology annotation, cellular component: nucleus. The coding region runs from base 1 to 870 and encodes 289 amino acids.
AUGAAAGCAACAUUUCGGCAGAGAAAACGAAUAUCCAGCGGAAAGUUCGAAAAUCUAAAUGGAUUAAUGCAUCAGUGGUUUAAGCAGGCAAGAUCCAAAACACUGCCAAUUUCCGGUCCGAUUUUAAAAGAAAAAGCCCUUCAGUUCGCCGAACAGCUAGGAGUACCUGACUUCAAAGCAUCCGAUGGCUGGCUGACGUCAUGGAAAAUUCGGUUCAACAUAAAACAGUUCAAAGUUAGCGGGGAGAGUGCAAUCUCGAUAUCGUGGACGACUAAGACACGCCUACCAACCAUUCUUGGAGAUUACGAGAUGAAGGAUAUCUUUAACUGUGACGAGACAGGUCUGUUUUUUCGUGCAUUACCAGACAGGACACUGGCUUAUAAAACACAAGCAGCAAAAGGUGGGAAGGUUUCAAAAGAACGAUUAACUGUUUUAUUGUGUUGUAGUGCAACAGGAGAAAAAACAAAACCAUUGGUAAUAGGGAAAGCCCAAAAUCCUCGCUGUUUUAAGAACAUUAGAAAGGAGUCACUCCCUGUGACCUGGACAGCCAAUCGGAAAGCGUGGAUGAAUUCACAACUGUUCAAUGAUUGGUUAGAGAAACUUAAUCGACAGAUGUGCCGACAGGGAAGAAAUAUUCUUUUAUUCAUCGACAACGCACCAUCACACGGCUGUGAUCUGAGAGUGAGCAAUGUAACUGUUACAUUUCUACCAGCUAACACCACCUCAGUGCUACAACCAUUAGACCAGGGCAUAAUUAAGGCUUUCAAGACCAGGUACAGAAAACACAUGAUGAGAUCGCUCAUUUUACGGAUGGAAGAUUGCGCUAAUGUAAGUGAACUGUGCAAGGCAAUCAGUGUUGGAUGCGGUUAA